GCCAGAACCGCUCCCGCCCAGCGCAGCUCCCGGCCCCGCCAGGGACACCCGCCCCUCCCGUUCCGGGACAGGCACCGCCCGGGGCCGCCCCUGCCCGCCCAGUCUCGCCCCGGAGGGCCCCGCGGCGGCGAUGGAGGGCGGCGGGGGUUGCUCGGAGGAGGCGAUAGUCUGCGAGACCCUUCGUCUGCUACGGAUCGAGCCCGUGGCCGUCGGCCCCGGCGCGGAACGGGCGAGCGGCGCGGCGCAGGGCUCGCGGAACGUGCUGCGGAAGCAGCGGCGCUGGGAGCGGGUCUUGGCGGCCAAGAGGCGGAAGCGGCAGCAGGAGCGGGAGAGGAGCCGGGCCCGGCGGGCCGAGGGCGCAGGGGCCGGCAGCCGGGGCGGCGGGAGGGCCGCGGCCGCCCUGGCGAGGGAGCGCCUUCUGGAGGCCCGGGCCUCGGGGCCCCGGCUCUGCGUGGACCUCGGCGUGGCCGAAUGCAUGUCGGAGAAGGAAACAAGCCGCCUCGCCUCGCAGAUCAGGAGACUCUAUGGGGCAAACAGACGGGCCAAGAAGCCGUUUUGGCUUUGUCUGACAGAGUUUGUGGCGGGCUCGUUGAUCUACGAGGAGUGUUUUCGCAUGAACGAUGGCUUCUCCAAUUAUUUGAUGGAUACGACUCAAGAAAGUUACCUGGACCUGUUUCCUUUAGAUAAAAUUGUUUAUCUCACUCCUGACUCUGAAAAUGUUCUUGAAGAUAUUGAUCCAAAUAAAGUGUAUGUCCUCGGAGGCCUGGUGGAUGAAAGUAUUCACAAGAAGCUGACUCUGCAGAGGGCACAUGAGCAGUCCUUGCAAACAGCUCGCCUGCCCAUUCGUGAGUACAUGGUGAAAGCCAUCAACAGCAGGAACUACCACUCAGAGACACUGGCCAUUAACCAAGUCUUUGAUGUCUUAUCAACUUACUAUGAGACCCGAAGCUGGCCAGCAGCCUUGAAAGCUGGAGUUUCUUCUGGAAAAGGCUAUGUACUACCAGAUGCCAUGAAAUGAGUGGAAAUACCUCAGUAUGACAACACACAAGAAAACUUUAUUUGGUGAGGUUAUGGAGCUAUGCAGAUGAGGAGAGGCAAACUCCAAACUUCAGGGAGAGGCACCAGCAUCAAUGUUCAUAGUGAAAACAGCUCUGCUGAAAUCUUAAGAACCUCAUUGAGUGUGACACAUUCUACCUCUGCAGGACAAUGCUGGAAAUUACUUUUCCUCUUUUGCAGAAAACAAAAGUUGAUGGAGCGCUGGGAUUAAGUAAAAACUGAUGGGAAUUCAGUUCUGCUUCUCUGCAGAUGCUUGUUAGUGUGUUUCUGACUAACACUUUCUACACUUGUUCUGGGACAAGAGCUUUAAGGUAUUUCUUUCAUCUUGAUUAAACAAUAAGCAAGGUGAAGUUAGAAUUGCAAAGCUCACUUGUGAGAAAUAAUUCCUUCCCAUGGAAAAGGGCAGUGCUGUUCCAGUGAGGGGAACAUGGGAUGGGAAGUGAUUCUCAAGUGAGAAACAGUUCCCAGGUGCAUCAUAUCCUACCAACUUUAAACCAGUUGAAGACCUGGUGAGUUGUUUAAACCUAUGGGUAAUUCUGUGCAUCUAAGCUAAAAUAAAAUGUUUACUCUUGGA
Apus apus (common swift) is the source of this 1630-nucleotide messenger RNA. It is a transcript of the gene TRMT10B, whose product is annotated as tRNA methyltransferase 10B. Gene Ontology annotation, cellular component: nucleus; nucleoplasm. Gene Ontology annotation, molecular function: tRNA binding. The record is from RefSeq and is a predicted model, not a curated record. NCBI's taxonomy places the organism in Eukaryota, Metazoa, Chordata, Aves, Apodiformes, Apodidae. The coding region runs from base 131 to 1018 and encodes 295 amino acids. Gene Ontology annotation, biological process: tRNA N1-guanine methylation. The transcript has 8 exons.